GAGCCUGCACUCGGGGACCUCCUCCGGGGUGGCGGGGGCCGUCCUCACGGCCCCUUUGGCCUCCUCUUUCUGUGGGAGGUGCGUGCUCGGUACGGCCGUGUCUGUGAGGCUGCUGGAGCAGAACUACUGAGCAAAAGCAGGCGUCCCUAGUUGUGGCCAAGUGUGCCGUUGGCUUGGAAAAGUUGAGCUUGAAGCUUCCUCCCUGUGGUGAAGGGGAGAGAUACAUAUUGCUCACAGAAUAACAGACAUGGGCUUCCUACUGACUUUCCACCUUUCCUACAAAGUCCGGUUAUUGUUGCUUUUUCUCUUAUGCCUGACAGUUGUUGGGUGGGCCACCAGUAACUACUUUGUGGGGGCUAUUCAAGACAUUCCUAAAGCAAAGGACUUCAUGGCUCAUUUCAACAAGGUUCUGGUUUGGGGGAAGGAAGAAACUCUGAUGAAGCAAGACUCCGUGAAAGAAGCAGACCUGGAAGACUGCCCUUCUGUGUCUCCUUACCUCAGGGGCCAGAACAAGCUUGUUUUCAAACCAGAUCUCACUCUGGAAGAAGUGGCGGCAGAAAAUCCCCAAGUGCACAGAGGCCGGUAUCGCCCUGAGGAAUGUAAGGCUUCGCAGCGGGUCGCCAUUCUCAUUCCUCACCGGAACAGAGAGAAACACUUGAUGUACCUUCUAGAACACCUUCACCCCUUCUUGCAGAGGCAGCAGCUGGACUAUGGCAUCUACAUCAUCCACCAGGCUGGAAGCAAAAAGUUUAAUCGAGCCAAGCUCUUGAAUGUGGGCUAUCUGGAAGCUCUCAAGGAUGAAAAUUGGGACUGCUUUAUAUUCCACGAUGUGGACCUGGUGCCCGAGAACGACUUGAACCUCUAUAAGUGUGAGGAGCAGCCCAAGCAUCUGGUGGUCGGCAGGAACAGCACGGGGUAUAGGUUACGUUACAACGGAUAUUUUGGGGGUGUCACUGCCCUCAGCAGAGAGCAGUUUUUCAAGGUGAAUGGAUUCUCUAACAACUACUGGGGAUGGGGAGGCGAAGACGAUGACCUCAGACUCAGGGUUGAGCUUCAUAGAAUGAAAAUAAUCCGGCCAAUGCCUGAAGUGGGUAAAUAUACAAUGAUCUUCCAUACUAGAGACAGAGGCAAUGAGGUGAAUAUAGAACGGAUGAAGCUCUUACAUCAGGUGUCACGAGUCUGGAGAACAGAUGGGUUGACCAGUUGUAUUUACAAAUUACUCUCUGUGGAUUAUAAUCCUUUGUAUACCAACAUCACAGUGGAUUUCUGGUCUGGUGCAUGACCCUGGAUCUUCUGGUGACAUUCGGAAGAAGUGAACAUUUUAUUGCAAUAAUUUUGGACUAGAGACUUUCCUUAGUAGCACAUGUUAAGAACUGGUCGCAGCUAAUUACUGAGCUGAAUUUUUCCUUUCUGUAUUUUCUUAGCAGAGCUCCAAGUAAUACGGACUGUAAAACAGUUAUAAGAAGACAGCUUUCGUGGUUGGUUUGCUCCUGGGGGUUAUUAAAGACUGUAAUACACAUACUUGAAGGGCUGAGUCUAAAAGGACUACUCAAGGGAUAACAUGAAGGCUACUUGAAAACGUGGACUGAAGGAGAUUUAAGUUUGAAGUGAUACAUGAUGGGAUCAGAAAAGCCACGGGAAGUAGGGUUGCUGAAUGUUCCAGAGAACCGGAAUUGUUCUCAUCUGAGGUAGAAAGGUACGAAGAAGUCCGUCUGUUUACUCUUUUAUCCUGCAUGGUCAUCUGAGAAGGGGUGGGUCCCUGGUGAGAAGAAGGCCACAGAAGGGAGGAGAAAGGUGAAGAAUCAAGACGCAGUGAACUUGGGCAUAAAUGGCUGGAGGGAGGCCGGGGUUGGAGGAGCAACCCCCAAUGUGCUGGGUGCCCUGCUCUGUGGCGGGCGUCACCUGCCCACAUACACCUCCCAGGAAUAGCCCAGCAGGACACACGUUACCUACUAGUUUUUAAAGUAUUUUUGUAAAAUGAUUUUGUACCUGCAGGAUGUGAAUUAGCAGUUUACAAAUUACCUAUUAACUAGUCAUAGAUCGAAAGUACCUCUGGAGUAAAAUAAUGAAAAAAGCUUUGGGUGCUCCAUCUUGGUUUUUCUCUGUUGUUUGAGGCCUAUGGAUGUGUUCAUUACAGCAUUCUUAAUCCUCAGUGGUUUAGAAACACACAUUGGACUGAGCCCCCCUCACCCCCUCUCUUCUUGGUCCUCCUGUUCCUUUCUCCUGUUCUUCCUGUGUGCAGCCCCUUUGAAUAACCAGCUCCAGGCCUGUGGCAGGUGCAUCUGCAUCUCAUUUCCUGGGCUGCAUCAUGCUUCUGUUCUCUUCGUCCUCUUGUGCUUGCUGCUUCCCCCCAUCAAUACCGGCUGCGGUGGGGCUGGCCUCCGGGGCUCGCCUGGUUGGGUAUAGGAUAGGAAGGGGUGGAGGCCAGGGCUCAGAAGCCUUUGAUUUGGGAGGAAGAUGGGGCCCCCGGUGGCUGUGACUUGGGAGAGAAGAGAACAGUACUGCUGAGCUUCCUGGGGUGGGGGCAGGGAUGUGGGAGGAUAUUCUCAGGAAGGUAAUAGGGGGUGGAUACUGGAACACAGAAAUAUUCAGAGAUGGAUACUCGGAUACAGAGAUAAUACUGUGUUUGCAUGGGUGAAUGGACACAUAAAUAAUGUAGAUAUGGACGUUCUUCAGCAAGCAUUGUGGCACUUUGCCCCAGGCUCUCCCAAGCCAUCAUUACUAUAUGGCACUUUAAUUGUUCCACUUGAACAUGAAUGAGUGCCAGCCAAUGAGUGCAAAUAAUGUCCUUCCCAAACGGCAAGGGAGGGGAGGGAGGGCUUGGGGCUCCCGGCAGUCACCUCCCAAGUAGGGAAGGAGAAUUUGAAAGGAAAAUACAUUUUAUAGACAGAACAGGUUUACCUAGGGCUGGCCUGGUUUACCUUUAACUCAGUAGGGACAAGUAAAAGCUGUUUUUUUUUUGUUGUUGUUGUUGUUUUUCAUUUAGCAAAGAAAUAAUGAUGGUUUUCAGCUUUCCCCCCUCACUCUUCUCUCUCUUUCUGCAGAAUCUUGAGCAUUCUGCCCCAAAUUCUCUUAAUUAUAAUCCCAUACAGACUGGACUGUUGUGAUUGCCAGCAGCCCAUGCCAGGGAUCCCCAGUUUGGAGCUGUGGGUCCCUGGUCGUGGUUGGGAGGGUCAAGGAAGAGAAUACUGUGUGCAAGGAAUUUGAGGAUCCAUAUUUGAGAAUUCAAUUUCUUAGUAAAUGGAAACAAAAUACAGCUCCUACCAUGUGGAAAUUCCCCGCAUGUUUUCAGCUGCUAACAAGCAUCUGCAUUUUGGGGGAAAUGUUUUAGAAACCACUGCUCUAUGCCAAUUACUGUUCUUCAGGUUUUCUUUCAACCAAGGUAACAUACAAGUCGUUUCAGUGACUCAUCGUGAAACUUCCCAGGAUGGAAGAGAAUUUUUUAAGACCUUUGCUCUUUGCUCCCGCCCUCCUGCUUCCAUUCUCAGCUGGGCAGAGGAGUUUGGCCUCAAAGGAACCAAGUGUUCCUGCCCUGUGUGUUUUCAUUGUCAGUUGCUACAAAGAGGCCAAAGUUUUUGAGCUUUGUAGACAGGCCUCCUGUAAUUGUUAAGGAUUGUAGGAGCGCGAUCUAUUUGGACAUCACAAAUACGUGAACAGCGUGCUACUUGACAUGUUUUUAUUGAUUUUUUCUCACCCUGACACUCAGUUUUACCGUGCUGUAUGGUUUGUGAUGUUUUUACACACACUUUAUUGGUCCUGUUGACUCUUGAGUUUAGUAGGGUAGAUGAGGAAGUAGAGGUUUUGAACAGUGGGGGCCUCGCCAGAAAUCUCACAGCUAGUAAAUGGCAGAGUCGGGGUACAGACUCAGGUCUUCUGACUUCAAGACCAUGACAUCAUUUUGCCAUCAUCGUCGCUUCUCUCAUUUUUUAAUUUUUUUUUUUUUUUGAGGUGGGGGCUUCUUUGAUUUUUAAAGGUAGGUUUCCUGAAUCUGUAUCCCUGUUCUAGCUCCUACAGAAGUUUGGUAUCUUCUGGGAUCUAAAAGGUAUGUUCCAUUCUCAUCUGGUCUUGGAACUUUUUUCCAGACUCCUUCCCUGCCUUUUCUGCCCCUAGCCCCUUGACUUUCACUCAAGCCCCUAUUGGACAGGUGUCCCAAGGGCCCCAAGUGCUCUGUGGAUGGGCUCUUGGGAGAGAUGAAAGAUAUUUUCUGCUAGACUCAAAACCUCCACUUUCUCCAUGUUUUGUACAUAUAUACAGUUCCUGUGCAAAGCCAUUAACACAUCCUCCUAGAUGGAGCAUAUUCAGAUAUAUUUCAUAAGUACUUUUUUGCCAAUCACAUUCCAAACUUUAAGUCCAUCCCUUCGUACCUUAGAUAUUUAAGCUGUUGCCACCCUCACUGGGGUUAAGUACACUGAAGACCACCUUACACCUGCUGAGAGGGUCCGAUAGGUCUCAGAGAUACUCACAAAGGAGUGGCUGAGAGUCCCACCCCCAGGGAACAGGACUGUACAGGCAAAGCCUCCAUUGUUCCACUGAUGGCUAUUGAAGCUGAAAACUCAAAAUUGAACCGUGUGUGUGUGUGUGUGUGUGAUUUCAGGCCUUAGAAGAGAGAUUGGUGAAGGGUGUGUCAUAACAAUAAUUGAGUGCUUGCUCUGCAUUAGCCAAAUUACCUGUGUGUGUAUGAGUUUUUUUUACUUUCCAAUAACCCUAUAGGCAUGUAUGUACUACAAAGAAAAAACAGUUUCAAGUUACGUGACUUAUCAAAGUUGGUAAAAGGAAGAGGUAAGUCUUGGACUGAGUCUCUCUCCAAUACCUCGUGUCCCCCCAUCCUGAAUAUCGCAUCGUCAGGAGUUGAUGAUAUUUCUCUGUGAGACCAGCAAGGGCAGAGAUCUCAUUUGUAGCGAGGACUCUGGAAAUAAUACACAGGACAUGAGAUGUAUCCGUUAAAAUGUCUUAUUUUGAUGACCCUAGUACAUUCUUCUAUGGAGUAGAAGUUUUGCUGAAAAGCUACUACUCAGUUAUUGUUUGAGGGCCAGUCAGUCUGGACCAGUAUAUUUGGUCAUCAAGCUCACUGUAAUAAAUUGCAGCAACAUGGCAGUUGGCAUGUUUCCAAAGAUUAUGGGCCAAGCAGAGUCCCUCACUCUAGACUUCUAGUAGAUAACUCCUUAUUGGUGGUAUCUCAUAGCCUCUUUCCAUUCUGAUGCACUUGACAUAUCUUACUGAACCCUCCCAGUCCCCUGUGAGGAUAGACCUGUUUUCCUGAAGCAGAUUCCAAGAAGCUAAGUAAAUUGCCAAAGUCCUGCAGAGCUGGGAUUUGGAGUCAGAUAUUUGUUGACUCCAGAGCUCAUGUUCUUAACCAGCCAACAAACACACCAAGAGAGGAAAUAGGGAUGGGCAGUUAUUUGGAGAGGGGCUGUGCCCCUCAAAGCCCCCCCCCCCCCCCCGCCCUGGGAACACAUCUGCAGUUAAAUAAAUUGGGAUUAUGACUCCCAGUGAGAGAGAACACACCAGAGGGGACCAUGAGGCGUCUUAGGAAAAGGGAAUUCUAGCAUUUGGGUUUCUGUUGGGUCGUUUGGGGAGGGCCUAAGCAAGCAGGGUGUGCUCUCCAUUGGACAUUGUCGGAAAGCGGAGACAAUUCUGAGUGUGAAUACAUUUUAUUCAUCUGGACUAGCAGGAGGAUAGAGCUGUAAUGGGUAAACUCAUGGCAGUCGCUUAUUUUAGCCAAAAGAGGGUAUGUUUGGUAUUUCACAGGUGGCACAGUGACCUUAUAUUUGUGCUUGGACAACUUUAGGAAGUGGACUGACUUUGCCUCAUUUUGCGUGACCUUAAUUUGAGUUUGGUGUUCUGUGAGAUUGUUUACAUCCGGUAGGACUGUUUACAUCUAAUAGCCUAGGUGUGA
Molecule: messenger RNA, 5896 nt
Organism: Mirounga angustirostris (Northern elephant seal)
Lineage: Eukaryota; Metazoa; Chordata; Mammalia; Carnivora; Phocidae
Gene: B4GALT4
Product: beta-1,4-galactosyltransferase 4
Exons: 7
Coding region: 248-1282 (344 amino acids)
Biological process (GO): carbohydrate metabolic process
Cellular component (GO): Golgi apparatus
Molecular function (GO): galactosyltransferase activity
Source: RefSeq, a predicted model, not a curated record